UGGCAACAAAGAGGAAGACAGAAGAGUUUCGCGUGCUUUCAUCUCUAUUUUAGGUAAUCUGAGGCGAGACAAGAACAUGGCUGAUCGUGAAGAUGAUGUGAUGGAGUCGAGCAAUUCCCCAGCAACAUCAAAUUUCAGUAACCCAGGAACACCAGUUGUUGCCAGUAACCCAGGCACCCCCCGGUCAGACCUGGCUGACGUGAGAGCUACCCCACCCCCUCAAGCUCUCCAGAGGAGCAUCAUACCGCCACAGCCCCAGAGCAAAUACACACAGCUAUUGGCCGUGAUUGAGGAUAUGGGUAGAGACAUUCGUCCCACAUAUUCAGGGAGUAAAUCAUCAGCAGAGCGCCUUAAGAGAGGGAUCGUUCAUGCCAGGAUACUUGUUCGUGAAUGUUUACUGGAGUGUGAACGAAGUGCAAGGACAUGAAAGUCAUUGAUUAGGAUAACAGUAUCUGAACACCCAUGUCAUUGACAUUUGUAGUGGAUAAAAUACUCUGUCAAGAAUCAAGAAGGAUUCAGGUGAAUCCUGUACAUGAAAAGAAAUUUAAUGAAUAGACACCGUAGUAGCAAGUUUUUCCUUUGAGAUCAUCAUUUUAUCAUGCUAUAAUGCAUUGUUUUUUGUAUGGUAAAAAUGGAAAAAAACUUUGAUAGCCACCAUUAAUUACCAAACAUGGAAUCAAAAUGUCAUUGACACUGCCAUGUACAAUUAUAUACAGUAUCAUUUGUGGGCUGCUGCCUGUGUGUUAGGACCGUAAACAUUUUACAUUAUAAGCUAUGAUAAAGACAUGUUUUCCUCAUUGUUACUUAUAACUUAUUUAAUACAUGGUUUGUACACAUUAGUCUGUGCUGUCAUUGUGAUGUGUUUUUUGAAAACAUUUACAUGUUUUAACUAUUUUACAUAAAGAUAUGCAUCAAAUUGGACGUUUUGGUAUUGUUUUGAGGUGGUAAUUUUUUUUUAUGAGAAAAUUUGCCACAAGAUAACAAGUGUUCACAGUAAAGGGGGAAUCAUUGAUAGAAUUUAUAAAUAGAUUAAAGCACAGCAUAGCUGGGAAGAGCUGAAAACAGUGUUCAGAAAUAAUUACUUGUAUGGUAACUUUAAAAAGUAAAAAUGCAUAUUUCUGCGUUUCAUCUGGAAGAAAAAAGGAGACCAAAUUUUCUGAGUCAUAUUUUAUUUAAAUAUAUACACAUAGUGAGUUCUGGUCAAUGUUUAGUGACCAGAGAGCCAUGGUUGCCUAGAAGUAUUUGAUCCUACAUGUAUAAAUAAAGUAUAACAAAUUGCAAAUGUAAGAUAUUGUUUGUCAUGUUCUUAUGUUUUUAUCAAUAUUGAAUGACUAGUCUCACAUGUAACAUGCAUGCAAUUGAGAACAACCUGUUUACCUCUAGAAGCAAGGAACAAAUGAAACAGUUGGCAUGUGUACAAAUCCUGCGUUUGUGGUAGUUGGCCCACACCUUGUCUGUUAUUGUCUGAAAGCUGUUUUGAGGUAUGUUCAGUACUUAAAAGGUAGCAUAAGAUCCUACUUUCAUUACCAAAAGUAAUAUUUCAAAAACUUUUAUUUGCCUCUAAAAAAUACCAGGCCAAAUACAGUAAUGGCAUGGUUUUGUUUGCUUCAUGGAUACCCUAUUUUUGCUUUUCUACAAAAUAGAGGGUAAAAUAAAUAUUUUUUAUAACAUACAAUUUCGUAUGUGACUAACAUCAUAGACUUUUCAGGUAUGUGGUGUAGUCCAGGCACGCCUGUCACUACAGUUUCCUCCAUCCAUAAAGUCUGACUAGCACAAUAUAUUAAUGUGGAAAAUUAUUGAUCAGUCAAUCAUAUUUUUCAAUGGACAUUAUGUACUUCAACAUUAUGAUCCCCUGUGAAGUUGUGGUGAAUUCUAAACAACUUUGUCUUUGGUACAUGUACUUACAAUGUAGCAAAGUGUGAUCAGGUGGAUUGUCUGGUUAUUACAAUGUAGCACAUGGUGAUCAGGUGGAUUGUCCGGUAUUUACAAUGUAGCAAUGUGUGAUCAGGUGGAUUGUCUGGUAUUUACAAUGUAGCAAAGAGUGAUCAGGUGGAUUGUCUGGUAUUUACAAUGUAGCAAAGGUUGAUCAGGUGGAUUGUCUGGUAUUUACAAUGUAGCAAAGAGUGAUCAGGUGGAUUGUCUGGUACCUACAAUGCAGAAAAGUGUGAUCAGGGCAUUGUGUUGUAUUUACAAUGUAGCAAAGGGUGAUCAGGUGGAUUGUCUGGUAUUUAAAAGGUAGCAAAGGGUGAUCAGGUGGAUUGUCUGGUAUUUACAAUGUAGCAAAGGGUGAUCAGCUGGAUUGUCUGGUACUUACAAUGUAGAAAAGUGUGAUCAGGGCAUUGUGUUGUAUUUACAAUGUAGCAAAAUAUGGUCAGGUUGUGUCUCUGAUACAUUAUAUACAAUGUACAAUAUAACAAAGUGGGAGGGGUUUCUUCCUGGCUUUGACUGGUUUCCUUUUAUCAUUAUUACACUUGGCUGUAGUCAGAAAAGUGAAACACUCACCUACUUUUCUGGGGUAUGAAAGGCAAUUAAAUAAUCAAUCCUGUCUCAGUUGCUUUACGUGUGGCUCAGACUGUACACACUGGGUGCCAGUAAGUUUCACCCAAUUCUCGUCUUCAUUAAGCUUAAAGAGGAAUUCUCUUAAUGGUCACUAAUUCCACCAGUUUUCCUUUUAAACAUACUUUCCAUACUUGACCCUUUUUAGUUUAUAGGUUGAGAAAACAUAAAAAUGACAUAAAGUUUAGAUGAAAGAGUGUGAAAAGUUAUUCCUAAAUGUGGUCUUGAA
This is a messenger RNA of Liolophura sinensis, 2785 nucleotides long. Its product is annotated as cyclin-dependent kinase 2-associated protein 2-like. The transcript is spliced from 2 exons. Gene Ontology annotation, cellular component: nucleus; cytoplasm. Lineage: Eukaryota; Metazoa; Mollusca; Polyplacophora; Chitonida; Chitonidae. The coding region runs from base 77 to 427 and encodes 116 amino acids. The record is from RefSeq and is a predicted model, not a curated record.